AUGGCCAAGGAGGUCAGAAAUGAGAACUUUAAUCUCGAUGAAGAGAUUCUGGCGCCUUAUACCCACCUCACACGAAUUCGUGGCAAGGAGUUUAGAGAACAAUUAGUGAGGUCCUUCAACUAUUGGCUCAAGGUCCCUGAAAUUCAAUUUAAAAAUGCGAUCGAUAUCAUGACAAUGCUUCACAAUGCCACCUUACUGUUCGAUGACAUCCAAGACAGUUCGUUAACCAGACGAGGUCUGCCAGCAGCUCAUUGCGUAUAUGGCGUUCCUUUAACUUUGAAUGCCGGCUCCCAAAUGAUAUUGAAGUGUAUAAGUAAAGCCUCAGAGUUAGUACCAAGCCGGGAGGGCGACAAUGAUGGGUAUGUCUUAGAAGAUAUAACUGAGGGCAAGUUCACAUUGCCUGUGAUAUAUACCAUGAAGACUCCAGAAGGACCGCAAGUUUUAAGUAUCCUUUUUAACAUCGUGGACACAAAUAUAUCACAUCAGUUUGUAGUGUAG
Messenger RNA from Danaus chrysippus (African queen), 498 nucleotides. NCBI's taxonomy places the organism in Eukaryota, Metazoa, Arthropoda, Insecta, Lepidoptera, Nymphalidae. The record is from the annotation of a GenBank genome assembly.